UUAUAAGUGAAUAAUAAUCCAAGCUAUAGUUUUUGAAUUCCGUUAAAACAUGUGAUGUAGAUCAUUAAAUUAGGAUUCAAAAUUUUCACCGAUCGCAUUUUUUAUGGUGAAAAAUUACCGACUAAAGUUAUUAACAAAGAAAAAUGGAUUAUUAAUAUUUUGAAUGCGAAAAAAUUAUGUAUUCAUAAUAUUAAUAUGCAAAUGGUAAAAUUCGCAAUUAUUCUAAUGUCUGGUGUACUAGGUAGAAAAUGGUCGGGACCUAAAAACGAUCCCUUGAUUUUCAUUGCGAAUCCUGUCGAAGCCGACAUGCCUGGUCACUGGAUGCCUUUGAGCAUCGUCAAGGUCAUCCUUGAGAAGACCACCCCUAAGCCGAUCACUUUCCCAUCGAGGAAACCACUUAAAAUUACCAUGCCUCCAACAACUCCUAGUACUACAACAACAGAAGCUCCUACAACGACUGAAGCUCCUACAACGACUGAAGCUGCAACGACGACUACAGAAGCUGCAACGACUACAGAAGCUGCAACGACUACAGAAGCUGCGACAACUACAGAAGCUGCAACAAUUACAGAAGCUGCGACAACUACAGAAGCUUCUACAACGACAGAAGCUACAAAAACUACAGAAGUACCAACAACGACUACAGAAGCUCCCACAACAACUACAGAAGCACCAACAACGACUACAGAAGCUCCUACAACGACUACAGAAGCUCCCACAACGACUACAGAAGCUCCAACAACAACAGAAGCUACGACAACUACGACAACAACAGAAGCAACGACAACUACGACAACCACAGAAGCUACGACAACUACGACGACAACCACUACAACAACACAAGCUCCAUCAACGAAACGGAUGCCAAAACGAGGUUCAACUAGAAAAGAUAAGGACUCGCAUGCCAAUAUGAAUGCGAAAAAAUGA
Molecule: messenger RNA, 927 nt
Organism: Ostrinia nubilalis (European corn borer)
Lineage: Eukaryota; Metazoa; Arthropoda; Insecta; Lepidoptera; Crambidae
Product: salivary glue protein Sgs-3-like
Exons: 2
Coding region: 196-927 (243 amino acids)
Source: RefSeq, a predicted model, not a curated record